Syngnathoides biaculeatus (alligator pipefish) is the source of this 3998-nucleotide messenger RNA. It is a transcript of the gene znf143b, whose product is annotated as zinc finger protein 143b. NCBI's taxonomy places the organism in Eukaryota, Metazoa, Chordata, Actinopteri, Syngnathiformes, Syngnathidae. Gene Ontology annotation, molecular function: DNA-binding transcription factor activity, RNA polymerase II-specific; RNA polymerase II cis-regulatory region sequence-specific DNA binding. The record is from RefSeq and is a predicted model, not a curated record. The transcript is spliced from 15 exons. Gene Ontology annotation, cellular component: nucleus. The coding region runs from base 1878 to 3734 and encodes 618 amino acids. Gene Ontology annotation, biological process: central nervous system development; regulation of transcription by RNA polymerase II.
UAUUCCCGCAGCCGUCACCCCGCCAGAGGGUGUGGCUGACCGGGGCCGGGGCUCGGAACAAGGACGAGGAACGUCGUUUUUAGGCUCGCCGUGAUAGCAUUGACGAAUUCGGCGGCGGGCGAAAAAAAAAUGCUUAUGUUAUCAUUCAUGAGCUCGUCUCGUCUACUUAACUCGAGUGAGAGGCGGAAGCUCGGCUGCUAGCGAUCGUUAGCUCGUCUUUUAGCACUCGGGCUACCUCCAAAAGAGCCUCCGAACGCCGAGUUGAAAUCACUUUUAUUCGGCGGCUUCCUGACUCAUUUCACGUUAAGCGGAACGACGUCUUACGAAGUCACGACAGGGCAAACGCUGCCGCAGUUAGCGCGCAUGCUAACUCGUUGAGAAAGUCCACGUUUAGGCGCGACAACUGUUGAUAAAGUCGACCACGCCACAAUACUUUUUGGGAGAUGGAAUCCAUACGUCCCUUUUACCAAGCCUCUUCGAAACUAGCAAAAACUCGGCGGUAAACCGAUAAAAAUGAUAAAUACGCGUCUGGAAAGUGUAAACACCAAAGAGGCUGGCUAAAUGCUGAAACACGUAGUCUUUAUUGUGACAAAAUAGAUAAUUUAAUGAUAAUUAUGACCCACAGUCAUCAUCGGUUACAUCCUAAAAUCAUCCUACUACUUGUUUAAUUAUUUUUAAGUAAGCCUACGCAGUCCCAGAACGUACUUUUGACAUAAAAAUCGUUCGUAAUAUGUGAUUAUAUUUACGUACAUGUCCAUAAUUAUAUGCAUAAUAAAGUUUCCUAAAGUGCGAUGUUAUUGUGCUAAAGUACUAGAUGUAACACUUGAAUGUUCAAGAGUGCGAAACAUCAUUUUUCUGUAAUUUGAAGUAUACUGUUUAAACAAACUGUGUGCCGCCGCCCCCCCCCCUCAAAAAACAAAACUUAAAUAUGUGAUUUGGAACACUGACGUUAUAUUAUAGAUAUUUAUAAAGAUGCAGCAGUUAUGAAUUGUCUUCCAAAGCAUGAAUUGUAAUUACAUUGUUGCAAAGCUUGCAUGCAACCUUUCAUCACUGGAUCUGAUAUAAUCAAACAUGUUGUUACCCAAAUAUCAUAAUUACACAUUUUUGGGGAAAACAGGGGGGGGGAAAAACAAUAACUACUACUGUUCCUUCUCCAUUUGUCUUAAUUCAACAUUGGUGGAUAAUGAGCUGCAUGACUGAAAAUCUAAGCAGACAAAAAAAAUUUUCGUAAGCACAUUAUUACUUCUAAAACCAACGAUGCAAAGCACCUUGAGAUUUAUAGUUUAUGAAAAGCUGUAAAUAAAGUUGAUUUGCUGUUCUGGGGAUAAAUAUGACUGAUGAGGGUAACUAUGCUAUUGGUAGAAAAAGCGUAUAUUCAAUUUACAUUUGAAUACUGUGAAAAAAAUCACCAUUAAUUCUCAGUUUUUGUUGGAAAAAAAUAUUUAGUCACAUUAAAUGAAUCAAAAUAUGAUACUUUGAAAACAUUGUUAAUCUUCAUUCAAUGUGUGGUAAGGACUGGACUCCCUUUGCACUAUAGCAUCGAGGCAACCCGUCUGGGAGUGAUGGAAGCCCAUAAAUAUCUAUUUCCAAACAGAUCCUCAGUAGAAAGAAUCUCAAAGUCCCCGAAAAUAUUCUAUUCCACGGUUACUUUAUAUUUAGGAAAGCAGCGUUUCCAACACUUGCACUGGACAUGGCCAAAUCAUGACUGACCGACUGGACCUUAAGAUGCUUGGGUCCAGUUCUUCAGUAGGCUUCCUCCGAAUCCUUGGAGCUUAAUUGCCGAAUGAAAGACACUCUUUACUUUCAUCGUAAAAGAGGACUUUGGAUCACUGGCCGACAGUCCGGUCCUUCUUCUCCUGAGCUCAGUCGCCUGAAGCAUGCUCUUGGCGCAGCUCAACCGGGACUCCCAGGGAAUGACGGAGUUCCACGACGCCGGCGGGCAGCCGGUCACGCUCUGCCUGACCGAGGCAGUGACUGUGGCGGAUGGUGAUCAGAUGGACACCAUGGACACGGUGAGCCUGCAGGCCGUCACCCUGGUCGACGGCUCCACCGCCUACAUCCAGCGCGAAGCCAAGCCGGCUUUUUCUGACGCUCAAAUCAUGGACGGCCAGGUGAUCCAACUGGAGGAUGGCUCGGCCGCCUACGUCCAGCACGUGUCCAUGCCCAAAGCAGGAGGAGACAGUUUGCAGCUGGAAGAUGGACAAGCGGUUCAACUUGAAGAUGGAACAACAGCCUUCAUACACACCCCCAAAGAAACGUACGAGCAAGGCAGCCUGCAGGAGGUGCAGCUGGAGGACGGCAGCACGGCGUACAUCCAGCACACGGUGCACAUGCCACAGCCCAACACCAUCCUGGCUAUCCAGGCCGACGGAACCAUCUCUGACCUGCAGGCCGAGGCCACUGCCAUCGACCCCGAAACCAUCAGCGUGCUGGAGCAGUACACCACCAAGGUGGAGAACAUCGAGAACCCUUUGGUUCCCUUUGGAACAGUGGAGGCAGACAAUGGGGUUCACAUGCGGAUUGUGCUCCAGGGUCAGGAAAAUAGAACGGCGAGGGUGGCCAACGUCAGCGAGAAGUCAUUCCGGUGUGAACACGAGGACUGUGGAAAAUUGUACACCACCGCGCACCAUCUCAAGGUGCAUGAGCGCUCGCACACUGGAGACAAGCCGUACAUAUGUGACUAUCCGGGAUGUGGGAAGAAGUUUGCAACAGGAUAUGGACUGAAGAGUCACUCAAGGACGCACACUGGCGAGAAGCCCUAUCGAUGCCAGGAGCUCAACUGCUGCAAGUCCUUCAAAACCUCGGGAGAUCUUCAGAAGCACACGCGGACACACACGGGAGAGAAGCCGUUCAAGUGUCCAGUGGAGGGCUGCGGCCGGUCCUUUACCACCUCCAACAUCCGCAAAGUGCACAUCCGCACGCACACGGGCGAGCGUCCGUACUACUGCGCUGAACCCAACUGCGGCCGCUCCUUCGCCAGCGCCACCAACUAUAAGAACCACAUGAGGAUCCACACCGGGGAGAAGCCAUACGUGUGCACCGUGCCCGGCUGCGAGAAGCGAUUCACAGAGUACUCAAGCCUCUACAAGCAUCAUGUGGUGCACACCCCGUGCAAGCCGUACAACUGCAACCACUGCGGCAAAACCUAUAAGCAAAUCUCCACGCUGGCUAUGCACAAGCGUACCGCACACAAUGACACGGAACCCAUUGAGGAGGAGCAGGAGGCCUACUUUGAGCCGCCCACAGAUGCCAUCGACGACCCCAAUGUGAGCUACUCAACAGCGACGGCACCAGGGCCGGGGGCAGAGGGAGAGGACUCGGGCUCCGAGCAUGUUCCUGUGGAGAGCGCUGACGUGGUUGCUCAGCAGCACGUCGCCUUGGUGACGCAACCGGAUGGGACACAACAGCAGGUUAGCAUCUCUGAAGCAGACUUACAAGCCAUGGGGGGUACCAUCACCAUGGUGACCCAAGAAGGGACAACCAUAACCAUCCCAGCCCACGAAUUGGCCACGCAGGGUGCUCAGGUGGCCAUAAUGACACCCGGCAUGACUUCAUUUGAAACAGUGGAGGAGACCACAUACAGCCAGCAGGAAGACCUUCACCCCGUCACCUUGUUGGCUACCUCCAAUGGUACUCAUAUUGCUGUACAGCUUAGCGAUCAGCCGUCAUUGGAAGAAGCCAUCCGGAUAGCCUCAAGAAUCCAGCAAGGCGAGUCACCUGGCCUGGACGAUUGAUAUCGGAUGGGAAAAGGAAUUAAGUUGGACUUUAAAAAAAAAAAAAAAAAAUCAAGCAAAAGUAGACUCACAAGUCUUCCUUCAAAGUUGUUUUUUUCUCCCUCCCACCGCCACUUGCAAACAUGCAAAUGAACAAUUUUUUUAAGUGUAAAUAGGAUUUUGAUAACUGGACUAUUUUGUCAACCAAACAGAUGAUGAGAUUUGUGGUGUGCUUUAUGAAUGAUCACCCACAGAGCAGGGUACAGCUAAUUCUAUUUCUAAUAA